Messenger RNA from Striga asiatica, 1020 nucleotides. Lineage: Eukaryota; Viridiplantae; Streptophyta; Magnoliopsida; Lamiales; Orobanchaceae. The record is from the annotation of a GenBank genome assembly.
AUGGAAAUGUGGAGGACAAAUGACCUUUUUUGGCCCAUUUGCACUUCGUUUUAUGAUAUGUUGGGAAGGUGGUGCCUUGCCGACCCUCCUGUUGUGGCCGGCAUUGAUCAUCGUCGUCUUGACGGUGGUCGGACUUUGAUUUGCGUCCUCCUCUUCCUUAUUCUCGUCUUCUCCUUGGUGUUUGGAUGGCGGGUACUUCCGACGAUGGCGGUCUUCGCCUCGGGGUGCUUAGGGGCUGCGGUCAUCGGAUUUUGUUGUGGGAGGAGAUUGAUGAGCUACUUUCCGCCAGCUCAGCAGCCAUCCCCAAUGAGGCCGAGUAAGUCCCCGACUCCCUCCCCAAAACCAACUCCCACAAAAACUCAACAAUCGGUACUUUCUCCCGAAAUGCGAGCACGAACUCCAUCGCCAUCUCCGAAAGUUAUCAAACCCGAUUCGGAUAACGAAUCGCCAAAAACAAACAAACCCUUAUCCCACCCUCCAUCCCCUCUAACCCUCCCCCCACCACAGAUCAAAACAGAUAGUGAGAAUGAAUCGGAGCCCAGAAUCGAGCAGAAAAAUGUGCUCGUCCAAGAGAUCAUCGGCAAACAAUUGAAAAAUCACAACAACAAUCCCCAUACAAUCAAAGGAAAAUCGGAACCAAGCAAUGGUAGCAAGAAAAAAGUAUCUGAUUCCGAAGACCUCGGCAUGCGGGUCAUAACGCUCGCGGGCGAAAACAGAGGGGCAAUCAUGCAAUUAAGCCCAUCUCACAAGAAAACCCGUAAUAAUCUUGCUAAAUAUGCAAGUUCGAGUGAUGGCCAAGGAUCAGGCGUGGAGAAUGGUGGGGAAGACAAGUCCAAGAAUAAGGAGAAAAAUGGGAAAAACGCGGCUGUGCCAGCUCAGCCGAUGACGGGCUUCUUCAAUAGCAAUGUCCAGGGAAUAAACAAUUCCAUUCUUUACAACGCCAAGUGCGGCCAUAAUGAUCCGGGCAUCCAUGUUUCUCUCAUUAGGAAGCCCAACGGGGAUCGUAAACACCAUGGAUAA